GCCGGAAGUCCCGCGGCCCUGCUUCCGCGCAGUCCUGCCCUACAGCGCCGCGGAGGAGAGGAUCUGCUUCCGGCCCCGGGUGGGCGCGGGUUGGGCUCGCCGAGCGCUCCGGAGCGCUGUCCAGGGAGCGUCGUUCCCCCGGACACUGGCGCGGGAAGCUUGGGCAGCGGCCGCGCCGGGAGAGUGCAGGUCCAGGCGCGAGGCUCGUGCAGGGCCAUGAACGGGACCGCGAACCCGCUGCUGGACCGCGAGGAGCACUGUUUGCGGCUCGGGGAGAGCUUCGAGAAGCGGCCGCGGGCCUCUUUCCACACCAUUCGCUAUGACUUUAAGCCAGCAUCUAUAGAUACUUCUUGUGAAGGAGAACUUCAGGUUGGCAAAGGAGAUGAAGUCACAAUUACACUGCCACAUAUCCCUGGAUCUACACCACCAAUGACUGUGUUCAAGGGGAACAAACGGCCUUAUCAGAAAGACUGUGUACUUAUCAUUAAUCAUGACACUGGUGAAUAUGUGCUGGAGAAACUCAGUAGCAGCAUUCAGGUCAAGAAAACAAGAGCUGAGGGGAGCAGUAAAAUCCAAGCUCGAAUGGAACAGCAGCCUCCUCGCCCCCCACAGCCAUCACAGCCACCACCACCUCCACCACCUAUGCCAUUCAGAGCUCCAACAAAGCCUCCAGUUGGACCCAAAACUUCUCCCUUGAAAGAUAACCCCUCACCUGAGCCCCAGCUGGAUGACAUCAAAAGAGAGCUGAGGGCCGAGGUUGACAUUAUUGAACAGAUGAGCAGCAGCAGUGGGAGCAGUUCCUCAGACUCCGAGAGCUCGUCAGGAAGUGAUGACGACAGCUCCAGCAGUGGGGGUGAGGACAAUGGCCCAGCGUCCCCUCCGCAGCCCGCACACCAGCAGCCCUACAACAGCAGGCCGGCUGUGGCCAACGGAACCAGCCAGCCGCAAGGAAGCAACCAGCUCAUGAACACACUCAGUGCCCUUCUUCCUCCCUUCUGCCCAAGUUGUAGCAACCCAGAAUGUCUCAAGACAUUGCCAGAUGCCCUCUGGGGGACAAAACCACCCCCACUGGAGAAACACUACUCAAGGCCCUGCUCUUCUCGUUGAGAAAUGACUUGCAGUUGAGUGAGUCUGGCAGUGACAGUGAUGACUAGAGUCGAUCUUUCGAAAUCAGCUUCUCGUGCACAGAUGUGCUGCUGGACCGGGCUGCGCACGCACGGAGCCCCGUGCUGAGAGGGACACGCUGUGGAUCAGUGACUGUGUAGGAGUUUGAGGCUCUGGAGGUCUCAGAUAUUCAAGUCUUUAAUUUAGUGGUGAUGGGUGAUUUUCUUGUGUAAUUUUUGAACAAUCUCGUGUUGCAAAGUAGAACUGUGGAAGAACUAACAGAAUUAUAUUUCUAUUUGGUUAACACUGUUCAUGUGCAGCAGACCAGUGUGCCCUGGUCUAGGUUACUCAAAGGCUGUGAUCUUUACCAGGCCAGUGAUUCCGUUUUAAACCUCAGCAGCCACCAGUUUGGCCAAGUGGUCUGCACUAAUGAAAUGAAACCUGGUCUUUGAGGGGUAGGAGAGAGAGGGAAACCUCACACUGCAGCAUAGAAGUAUGUUAAAACCACUUUACACUGUUGACACAAAGUGGUAAGGAAGUUUCAUCGGGUGCAACCUGAUAAGCCUGUGUAGAAAUGGACUUCAGGAGAGAGCCCUAGAGCGUCUGCCGGGCAGGACCCUGGAGCUCUGCUAGUUCAACCCCUCAUUUACAAAUAAGGAAAGAGAAGCCCACGGCUGGCUGAUGGCCGGUCUCCUGCCCCCAGUCCAGGCUUUCCCUGCUGCUCCCUCCCUUGAAUCUCAUUUAAUGGAACUGGAGAUUCUUAGACAUGGCACUGAUAGUUGUACAUCGGAGCUUUUAUUGGAUUCCAAAAAAUGAAAGUGUUGGGUACCUCUGACUCAGAUUCUGAUCCAGAAAGUCCCUAAAUCCAUGAGGCUGGGUGAGCAGAUUAAACCAGCAGCCACUGUGCUGACACUUGAGAGGCAGUCCGGUGGGGGCUUCUAGUUCCAUGUAGAUCCGUGCUAAGGCUUCUUCAUUCGGUGCAUUUUAGUAGGGGGAGGUAGGAAUGGAAAAGAGGUGUAGUGAAGGAACCUUUCCGAACAAAAGAACCAGCAGCACGUUUUCAAAAACCAGAAUCUAGAUAGGAAGCAAUUCUGCAAUAUGAACUGAGCACAUUCUUUGAGAAAGCAUUUCCGUUCAUGCUUUUCUACCACUGUUUGUACCUGACUCCCAGACCAAUUUGUAUUUUUGAUACACACCUAGAAGAAAGUCACAGGAUUGCCUUUUUGCAGUGUGCAGUUUCCAAAUGAAUCUGUUACAGGAAACUGGUCACUAGUAAAUGUUCCAUAUUGACUGAAUGUGUGAUAAAUCGUCCCGUGAUGAGUAUGGAGUAGCCCAUUUCUGUAAUUUGAAUGAGUACAAUUUGAAGAGAAAUUUCCUGAGAAAUUUCCAUUUACUUUGGUUCAGUGGGUAUCGAGAACAUUAAAAAUGAUUUUCCUUCCUUGGGUUCCUCUACUCAAAGACGGCCUCUGCUUCCCCCGCUGCGGGUGGAAGCAGUCUGGACCUAGAAAGGAAUUAGAUGAUUCACGGUGGGGGCUUUGGUGGGAGUUGCACCUUAUAAAGUCACCCGUCUGAUGCACACAGGGGCUCCGGUGAGCUGGCGAGGUGGGCCCAGUGCCUUCAUCCGGCGGCACACUCACACCACCCACCAAGUAUAGAUAAUAGGGUGACAUGCUAGUACUCUGGGGGCGGUUCUCAGCCCGUCAUGAGGUUUCAGUGCGUUUCAUGGCAGGUAGGAAUUUAUUUAUAAUGAAUUAAUAAUUGUUUUGUAAUGCCUUGGUAAUGACAGCUCAGGGAAGGUGAAGGUCAUGAUUGGGAGACUUGACUUGUUACUGGAUAUGGGAAUUGUUUCACAGCUCUUAACUUGCUCAACCUGGGGCAGGUUCCAGGAACUUGAACUAAAAAUAUCUAUUUAAACCUCUCUUUUUUUUCCCCUCCCAAAGUCUUGAUUUAUACAGACAGAGCUGUGGUUUUUGGCAUGUCGGGUCAAGAUGUUUGUUUCUAUAGGAAAUGCUUGCAUGUGGCACUGGUUGGUGAGUCGGGCUCUCUGGGCUUCAGACCUGUUCCUCCAUCACCCAUCCUACCUGACACUGCAUGGUUAUCCUCUAG
This is a messenger RNA of Ailuropoda melanoleuca (giant panda), 3210 nucleotides long. RefSeq names its product ELL associated factor 1 (gene EAF1). Gene Ontology annotation, cellular component: super elongation complex. The transcript is spliced from 7 exons. Gene Ontology annotation, biological process: transcription elongation by RNA polymerase II. NCBI's taxonomy places the organism in Eukaryota, Metazoa, Chordata, Mammalia, Carnivora, Ursidae. Gene Ontology annotation, molecular function: transcription elongation factor activity. Bases 217 to 1107 code for a protein of 296 amino acids. The record is from RefSeq and is a predicted model, not a curated record.